AUUUGUGUGGUGGAAAAUGAACAACAGAAUUAGAGACACCGCUGCUUUAGAAAACUCGAAAUCUGCAAAUGGGGGGCGGGCCCUUCCCAUCUUCAAUGCCGCUGUUUGGGCAUCAAAACAAACCCUAAAGUCUAGUCUUUUCUACAUCUACAGUUUGUUACAUGUACCUUUGUUUAUUGCCUAUCGAAGGGAGUUACACAAGUAUCAUCUUUGUCCCUUUAAAUUUAUCACUGCCACCCACUCUCUGGUUACUAUCAUUACUAUUAUAGUCAUUGCAGAAAACAAUCUGCAACUUGAAACAUCUUCUAGACUUUGGUUUCUUUGAAAAUACACAAGACAGCAGCUUUACUUUAGAACAACAGAUAUGAAAAGCAAAAUGGUCGAGGAUGAAGGAGCUGCUAGUGGUAGUGAAGUUAGUGGUCCAAUUCGUCAAGUUAUUCUUAUUUCUGCCGGUGCUAGUCACUCUGUUGCUCUUCUUUCUGGAAACAUCGUUUGCUCCUGGGGACGAGGAGAGGAUGGGCAGUUAGGCCAUGGGGAUGCUGAGGAUAGACCCACUCCUACUCAAUUGAGUACAUUGGAUGGCCUUGAUAUAAUAUCAAUUACUUGCGGUGCUGAUCAUACAACUUCAUAUUCUGAGUCACGAAUGGAGGUCUAUAGUUGGGGAUGGGGUGAUUUUGGGAGGCUAGGACAUGGAAAUUCUAGUGAUUUGUUCACUCCUCAGCCAAUUAAGGCUUUGCACAGUUUAAAGAUAAGGCAAAUUGCUUGUGGGGAUAGCCAUUGUCUGGCAGUCACCAUGGACGGUGAGGUGCAAAGUUGGGGGCGGAAUCAAAAUGGUCAACUUGGUCUUGGCACCACUGAGGACUCCCUUGUGCCUCAGAAAAUUCAAGCUUUUCAGGGAGUCUCUAUUAAAAUGGUUGCUGCUGGUGCUGAACAUACUGCAGCUGUCACAGAAGAUGGAGAGCUCUAUGGAUGGGGUUGGGGCCGAUAUGGGAACUUGGGACUAGGUGACAGAAAUGAUCGCCUAGUUCCUGAAAAAGUUUCCCUUGUCAAUUUGCAGGGAGACAAGAUGAUAAUGGUUGCAUGUGGGUGGCGGCAUACAAUAUCUGUUUCCUCUUCUGGUGGAUUAUACACUUAUGGAUGGAGCAAAUAUGGUCAACUGGGACAUGGGGACUUUGAGGAUCACCUGACUCCUCACAAGGUGGAAGCCUUGCGGGAUAGUUACAUUUCUAUGAUAUCAGGUGGCUGGAGACACACUAUGGCAUUGACUUCCGAUGGAAACCUUUAUGGCUGGGGAUGGAAUAAGUUUGGACAGGUUGGAGUUGGUGACAACAUUGAUCAUUGCUCUCCUGUGCAAGUUAAAUUUCCACAUGAGCAGAAAGUAGUCCAGAUCUCAUGUGGAUGGAGGCACACACUUGCUAUUACUGAACGACAAAAUGUAUUUUCUUGGGGAAGAGGCACAAAUGGACAACUUGGUCAUGGAGAGUCUAUGGACCGAAAUCUACCGAAAAUCAUAGAAGUUCUGAGUGCUGAUGGAUCUGGUGGCCAUCAGAUUGAAGCUUCAACUGUUGAUCCGUCAUUAGGGAAAAGCUGGGUUUCACCAUCUGAUAGAUACGCUAUUGUUCCUGAUGAAUCUGGGCAAGCAGUUUCAGUUGGGGGAAAUGGGAAUGAUGCAAGUGUCCCAGAGAGUGAUGUCAAACGGAUAAGGAUUUGAUUGCUCCAGAUCCACUUCCAUCCCGGACUGCCAGUAUCAUUCUUUCUGAAGCAGGCAAUGCCUGAACUGGCAUAUUUUGCACUCUUAUUACUGCAGAAUGUAAAUUCUUCCUGGACAAAACAUUGUUUUUGGUUUUAAGUUUGCGUAGAGGAAAUACAUUUGACGUUGCAAGAUUCA
Populus trichocarpa (black cottonwood) is the source of this 1888-nucleotide messenger RNA. Its product is annotated as ultraviolet-B receptor UVR8. The transcript is spliced from 12 exons. NCBI's taxonomy places the organism in Eukaryota, Viridiplantae, Streptophyta, Magnoliopsida, Malpighiales, Salicaceae. Bases 365 to 1711 code for a protein of 448 amino acids. The record is from RefSeq and is a predicted model, not a curated record.